Molecule: messenger RNA, 747 nt
Organism: Guyanagaster necrorhizus
Lineage: Eukaryota; Fungi; Basidiomycota; Agaricomycetes; Agaricales; Physalacriaceae
Exons: 3
Coding region: 169-402 (77 amino acids)
Source: RefSeq, a predicted model, not a curated record
AUCGAACAUCCCUUUUCCGUGUAUAGGAGGUUCAGUAACCGAUCAUGCAUCGGUUAUCAGGACCUCCUCAAUGCCAAACGAGCAUCCGGAAACAAAACCAGCCACCGCACGACAUCCUUUCCUUUUAUUCCCCUUCCUUCCAACCGCCAUCCCCCACCAACGCAAAGAAUGAAGUUCACGUCCAUUCUGGCUUUUUGCGCCAUUGCGUUCACCGCCGUCUCUGCAUCGCCCAUUGAUACCAACGCUCGCCGUAUGGCAGCGGGUCUUCCCCCCUUGAAGCCCCGCAACUUGUACGGGAGGGAGGCGUUCAACGCCUUUAACCCCGGCGAAGGAGGAGGAGGAGGAGGCGGAGGCGGAGCACCUCCUGCCGCUAAGCCUUCCAAGCGUGCCAUAUCUAUCUAGAGGCUGGAGAAAGGAGAAUAGACAACCCAGCACACAUUAUAUCGCUACCCUGAAACCCAGCCAUUUAGUUAUUACUUUCAUUCUAUCCGGUACCCUAAACCCAAACACUCUUUUACAUCACACUCGUUUAACACUAGACCUUUGGAUCAUUCUAUUUCCUCCUUUCUUUCGCACACUUUGAGGAUUUUUGAUGUUGUACAGGGGUUUUUAAAUGCGAUAUUGUCAACCUAUGGUCUCCUAUGGUCCCCGUUAAGACAAAUCAUGUUUCUCCUUACUGCUUUUGUUAUCCAUUAUUCAAGCUUCUUCCCGCUGACAGCGCAAAACGAGAGUCUGUCCGCCUUGUUG